This is a messenger RNA of Hippoglossus stenolepis (Pacific halibut), 2387 nucleotides long. RefSeq names its product transglutaminase 2b (gene tgm2b). Bases 92 to 2128 code for a protein of 678 amino acids. The record is from RefSeq and is a predicted model, not a curated record. Lineage: Eukaryota; Metazoa; Chordata; Actinopteri; Pleuronectiformes; Pleuronectidae. Gene Ontology annotation, biological process: peptide cross-linking. The transcript has 13 exons. Gene Ontology annotation, molecular function: protein-glutamine gamma-glutamyltransferase activity.
CCAGAUAACGACAGGGUGAGACCGGUAUAUCCUUCCCAUCUUGGCUGGACAUUCACAGAAAACACCUAAUAGAUCAUCAUCAUCAGUCAUCAUGGCUCAAGCUCUGGACAUCGAUCGCUGGAACCUGGAGUGUGAGUUCAACAACCUCGACCAUCGCACUGAUCUGAACGGUGUGGACCGGCUGAUCGUCAGGAGAGGCCAGCUGUUCACCCUCAGCCUGUACCUGCGCUCUGGAAGCUAUCAGCCAGGAUUCAGCUCGCUUGACAUUCUUGCAGAAACAGGUCCUCAUCCCUCUGAGCAGUAUGGCACCAGGGCCUCCUUCGGUUUGUCCGCCAACAUUGACACUUCCCGCUGGAGCGCCGCUGUCACCAGUCCUCCUGGAGACAUGGUGGCCCUGUCUGUCUGCUCUGCCCCCGACGCACCUAUUGGCCGCUACACCCUGACCCUGGGAGGAUCGGGGCGGAUCGAGUUCAUCCUGCUCUUUAACCCCUGGUGUCCAGGUGAUGCAGUGUACAUGGACAAUGAGCAGAGUUUGGCAGAAUACGUCUUGUCUCAAGAUGGAAUCAUCUUUCGAGGCGACUACAAACAUCCCAUUUCUACACCCUGGAACUUUGGCCAGUUUGAGAGUGGAAUCCUUGAUGUCUGUCUGAGGAUUCUGGAUAUGAAUCCUAAAUGUCUGAAUGAUCCUGGCAAAGACUGUUCAGGGAGGAGAAAUCCCAUCUAUGUGUCCAGAGUGCUGAGUGCUAUGGUGAAUUGUAAUGAUGACAGAGGGGUGUUGCUGGGAAAAUGGUUUGGUGGUUAUGAAGGAGGUGUGAGCCCCAUGUUCUGGAGGGGCAGUGUGGAGAUUCUCCGCAACUGGGACACACAAGCCUGUCAGCCUGUGCGCUACGGACAGUGCUGGGUGUUUGCUGCAGUGGCCUGCUCAAUUUCCAGAGCGCUUGGCAUUCCGUGUCGAGUCGUCACUAACUACCUAUCAGCCCACGACACCAACAGCAACCUGGUGAUCGAACGUUACAUCAACGAAAAUGGAGAACUCAUUCAGUCCAAAGAUAUGAUCUGGAAUUAUCACUGCUGGGUGGAGAACUGGAUGAUCAGGCCCGACCUUACAUCUGGUUUUAAUGGCUGGCAGGCCACUGACCCUACACCUCAGGAGAAAAGUGAAGGAGUGUACUGCUGUGGCCCCACUCCCGUCAGGGCCAUCAAGGAGGGAGAGCUCACGUUCAAGUACGACGCCCCAUUCGUCUUUGCGGAGGUCAACGCGGACGUCAUCACUUUCAAGAAGAAAAAAGAUGGCAGCACAUCGAACGUCACAACCACUACAGUGGUAGGCAAGAACAUUAGCACGAAGAGUGUGGGCAGUGACGCCAGAGAGGACAUCACUCAUCUUUACAAGUAUCCUGAAGGUUCUGAUGAAGAGCGGGGGGCUUUCAAGAAGGCCAACCACCAAAACAAGCUGCUCCAGAAGCCGCAGAAUCAGGGCCUACGCCUCACCAUCAAGGUGUCGUCGGACAUGAGGAAGGGCUGCGACUUUGACGUGUUUGCCGUGGUUACCAACGACACCCAAAGCAACAAGAAGUGCCGCUUGGUGCUUGGAUCCUGCGCCGUGUCCUACAAUGGGUUUCUGGGAGGGAACUGUGGCUUUAAAGAUCUGCUCAAUGUUGAGCUGUCACCAGGAGCAGAGAGACGGGUUCCACUCCGGUUGAACUACUCUAAGUACAGUGGCAAGCUCACUGAGGACAACUUAAUCCGUUUGGCGGCUCUGGUGUUGGACUACGCCACCGCAGAAACAAUACUGGCAGUGAAAAACAUUGUGCUGGACAACCCUGAAAUCAAAGUCAAAAUCAUAGGUGAACCAAAGAUGAAUCGUAAACUGGCUGCAGAAAUCACCCUCCACAAUCCGCUCCCGGAGACACUGGACAACUGCUGCUUCAGCAUUGAAGGGGCCAACCUUACCGGAGGCAGCGUCAUCAAUGAGAGGCUGGGCUCCUCCGUGGGACCAGGGGAAGAAGCGAAGGUGAAAAUUUACUUCACUCCCUCUCACUCCGGCCUGAGGAAGCUGGUGGUCGACUUUGACAGCAGCAAAUUGUGUCACGUCAAGGGCUACAGAAACGUCAUCAUCGGAAAAUAGAGCUUUGCAGCCUCUACGGCAGCAUUUUAGAAAUGUUUAUUUUUCAGCCAUUUCGCAAAGCAUGCUCUUUUGCACACUUUUCAAACAAACCAAGUUUUCUAUUCAAAUGAUUAAGAAUCUCACUGUAUUUCGCUGAGUACAUACUGUGCUUGUGCAUCUGUCUUUAUUCAGAGCCAUAGCUGCCUAAAUGUGACCAGAGGACAUUUUGUACUUCUUAUUAAGACUGUAAUUGUAAAUGUGCAUAAAGUUUUCAAGACAA